Molecule: messenger RNA, 5919 nt
Organism: Nicotiana tabacum (common tobacco)
Lineage: Eukaryota; Viridiplantae; Streptophyta; Magnoliopsida; Solanales; Solanaceae
Source: RefSeq, a predicted model, not a curated record
AAUUUAUAUUUAGGCAAUACCGAAGAAUUUGAACACUUCCGUACCUACCUUAGAUUAUACAACAAUAUGUUUGCAUUUACUUCCCUUGGGGUGCACUAUGACAAAGUACUAGCAAAAAGAAACCAAGGAAUUUAUACAUUUAGAGUACAAGGUCAAAUGUAUCACUUUAUAAAUGAUUUAAUUCCAACAAAUCGGCGACCAAGAAAUUUACAGUUGUAUUUUUACGAUGAGAAUGCAGAAAUAUUAAAACGAAUGGCUUCGUCGGAUAUACUUCGACAAUCAAUUGUUCAGAAUCAAAUGAACAUACGAAAGAUAAAUCCUUAUUGUAUCUUCUUGAAAUCUCUAAUACAUAUUCCAGAAUUAUCAAACUUUUAUAUUGCAUUGAGAUGUGGCUCUGGCUUAGAUCAAUGAGUAUAUAACCUGCCAACUGUGUCAGAAGUAGCAGCAUUAUGGCUAGAACAAGAAAUGAGCAAUAAUAGUUUUACACCCCAUAUUCGAAUUUAUACUCACAGUAACAAAAACCAAUUAGUAAAUUACUAUUAUGGUUGCUCUGAUCCUUUGCAAUAUCCACUUUUAUUUCCUUAUGGUCAAAACGGCUGGCAUUGCGGUAUUCCAAAAAUCGUACAACCUAGAAUUAAAUUGAGAAAGCGAGCUUACUAUGAGACUGAGCAGCUUCCGAGUGUCUCUAACAUGUGUUCAAUUGAUGGACUACUUGAUAUGGAAGCGGAUGUCCUGCAAAAGGGGAAACGAAAAAGAAAUAAUGUUUCUUGUCGUGAAUACUACUGUUACAAACUCCAGAUGAGAGACAAUGAGGAAAACGGAGUUUUACAUUCUGGUAGAUUAUUUCAACAAUAUUCAGUUGAUGAAUUCAUAAAAGUAGAAACUCAAAGAUUAGAUUUUGCCUCAUUUAACCAAGAUUUAUUUCGGAUUGAUGUACUACAAGGACUUUUAGAUAUCUUGAGACUUGGCGAAAGAGAAGCUUCUAAGAUAGGAAAACAAAACUUUCUUCCAACAAGUUUUACGGGUGGUCCGAGAGAUAUGCGUCAACGUUAUAUGGAUGCUAUUGCGUUAGUACAGCAUUUUGGAAAGCCUGAUAUAUUUCUGACCAUAAAAUGUAAUCCCUCUUGGCUUGAAAUAAAGGAACAUUUGCUCCCAACAGACGAAACUCAAAAUAGGCCUAAUUUAAUUAGUCGAGUAUUCAGAGCAAAGGUAGAAGAGAUGAAAACAGAUAUAUUAAAAAGAAGCAUAUUUGGAAAAGUUGCCUCCUUUGUGUACAGUUUAGAAUUUCAAAAACCCGGUCUUCCACAUGCCCAUUUUCUUGUUAUACUUACUGAUGACUACAAAUUAUUAACGCCCGAGGCUUAUGACAAAUUUGUUUGUGCUAAGUUGCCUGACCCUGAUACAUACUCAUACUUACAUAAGCUUGUCGUUAAACACAUGAUGCAUGGGCCUUGUGGUCAUUUAAAUCCCACAAAUUUAUGUAUGAAAAGAAAUGAGUGCAAAUUUAAGUACCCCAAGAGUUUCGUUGAUGAGACGACGAAAGGAAAGAACUCAUACCCAAUUUAUAGAAGACGAAAUACUGGUAAAUCUGUGAAAGUUAGAAAACAAUUUCUUGAUAACUCAUGGGUUGUUCCCUACACAACCCCUAUCUGCUAUGUAAAUACAAUUGCCAUAUAAAUGUAGAAGUUUGCUCCGAUAUUAAAGUUGUGAAAUAUAUAUACAAAUAUAUCUGUAAAGGACAUGAUAAGAUAUCAUUUGGCUUACACGAAGAUAACACAAGUAUACAAAUAGAUGAGAUAAAAGAGUAUCAAUCUGCUAGAUGGGUGUCACCUUCAGAAGCUAUGUGGCGCUUAUUUGCGUUUCCUAUUAGUGAAAUAACUCCGAGUGGUUACCACCUCCCAUUACAUCUUGAUGGACUACAAUUUGUCUCUUUUAAAAAAACGACACAAUAGAUAGUAUCGUGAAAAAUCCUAUGAUCAAGAAGACGAUGCUGACAGAAUUCUUUUUGAUGAAUGAAACAAACAAAGAUGCUAAAGAGUUUAAAUUAAUGUAUAAAGAUUUUCCACAACACUUCGUAUGGUCAUCUAGCUAUAAAAUGUGGACUCGACGAUAACAAGGUCACGUUAUUGGCCGGGUUGUAACAUGUCAUCCAACAGAGGGAGAAAGAUAUUACCUUAGAUUAUUACUAAUGAAUGUGAGAGCACCAAAAUCAUACAAAGAUCUUCUAACGGUAAAUGAAAUAUGCUGCGACACAUUUAGAGAAUCUGCAGAAAAAAAAGGGUUGUUACAUUGUGAUAACAACUUGAUUGAAUGUAUGUUAGAGGCUGCAUGUUAUCAAAUGCCUUAUAGUUUAAGACGUUUAUUUGCUACAUUAUUAGUAUACUGUAGCCCUGACAAUCCAAGAGAACUACGGGAACAGUUUGAAGAUUCAAUGUCCGAAGAUUUUAAAAUCCUAGCCAAUAUACAGCAAAAGAUAUCCACAUCGCUGUUCUGAAUCACAUCAAUGAUAUACUACAUUCUAUGGGUCGUGAUAUUAAUGAAUUCAAUCUUGUUUCAGAAAAUAUUACAUCUUCGAAAAUGGCAAAUGAAGCGAAGGAAGCAUAUUUCGAAAGAAACAUCAUUGUGGGUAACGAAGAUUUGUUGUUACAUAGAAAAUUAAAUACAUAACAGAAAAUAGCAUACGACAUAAUCUUGCAAAGAGUAUUUGUCAAUGAAUCAAGAGCAUUUUUCAUUGAUGGUCCUGGAGGAAGUGGUAAGACGUUUUUAUGCUGUGCCUUAUUAGCAACUGUGAGAUCUAAAGGAUUUGUAGCAUUAGCAACAACAACUUCUGGAGUUGCAGCUUCGAUCCUUCCAGGAGGACGAACAGUUCAUUUACGUUUUAAAUUUCCGAUUAAUAUCGAUGAAAAAUUUUCUUGCAAUAUUAGCAAGCAAAGCUCAUUGGCAUCUUUGAUUCGUGAUGCAAAAUUGAUUGUGUGGGAUGAAGUAUCAAUGGCAAAAAAGAACAUGAUUGAAGCUUUAGAUUCUCUCUUGAAAGAUAUAAUGAACACAAAUGUGCUUUUCGGCGGAAAAGUUGUUGUGUUUGGAGAGGAUUUUAGACAAACUCUUCCUGUGGUUCGAAGUGGAAAAAAGGAAGAUUUCAUUCGAGAAAGCAUAUUGAACUUCGAAAUAUGGAACGAACUUGAAAAAUUGCAAUUAUCAGAGAAUAUGCGUGCCAAAACUGAUCCCUCUUUUUGUGAAUAUUUGAUGCGAAUUGGAAAUGGAAAAGAAAAAAAAAACAUGGAUAAUAAAAUAGAAAUUCCAAAGUCUUUCAUUGUUCCUUAUAUUACUGAAAAAGAAUCUUUGGGUCUUUUAUUUAACAUAAUAUAUCCUAAUUUGCACAUGUCUCUUCACAAUUCUUCUUUUUUAACUUCGCGCGUUAUUUUGACAACAAAAAAUGACUUUGUUGAUGAAAUAAAUGAUAGACUUAUAGCUCAAUUCCCUAAAGAAGCUAAAACAUUUAUUGCAAUGGAUGAAACUGUUAAACCAAAUGAUCAGAGCCAGUUUGAGGGUUUUUUACAUUUAUUGAACCCUGCUGGUUUGCCUCCUUACAAAUUAAUCUUGAAGGAAAAUUGUCCUGUCAUGUUGCUGCGAAAUUUAAAUCCUUGUGAGGGUUUAUGCAAUGGUACACGACUGAUAUGCUGUGAUUUUAAGAGUCGUGUUAUAUGUGCUAAAAUUGCAAGUGGUGAUUUUAAAGAUACGCAUGUAUUUAUUCCCAGAAUACCAUUGUUAUCUUCAGAUGAUGAGAAGCUACCAAUCCCAUUUAAAAGAACUCAAUUUCCAAUACGCCUGUGUUUUGCAAUGACGAUAAAUAAAGCGCAAGGGCAAACAUUAAAUUAUGUUGGUAUUUAUUUGCGUGAGCCAGUAUUUUCUCAUGGCCAGCUAUAUGUUGCUUUAUCCAGAGCAAAGAGUUCAAGUUGUAUUAAAAUAUUAAUCCGACCACCAACCGUAGAUAACGAUGAUGACCAUUCUACAUAUAACAUAGUGUAUGACGAAAUCAUUCAAAAAGCACUUCUAUAAGUCUGUAGCUUUCUUCUUUAUAUUCCUGGUUUAACCUUAUAUUCUUUAUUUCAAUAAUUUUCUUGAGACUUGAGAUAGUUUCUCUGCAAUUUACUAUGUGCUAAAUAAGAGUUGACUUGUGUAUCUACAAAUCCUUCCUAAACUUUUACUCAUCUGAUAUAGUUUUUGGAUGCCAAAUAUACAAAUCAGAAUAUUUACAUUGUGAAACUUUCCAAGACCAAUAAGUCAAAGCAUUCAUCUUUACAAAUCUAUAAAUACAAUAGCAACUUGCAUAUUUAUGUGAUUUUUUUCCAACUCUGUGAAGCUGACCUGACUGACAUUUACAUCAAAAAAAAAUAUAUAUUUUUAACUCCGCCUGUGUUCAAAUUAUAUUGUAACACAGCCGGUCCCAAGCCCGGAUAAAGGAGGACGGUCUAUUGUAUAUUGGUAUUUUAAAAAGAUCUUCUAAAGUAAAAUGUUUUCACAAGUUGGUACUAAAAGAAACUAAAUGACCCAGUAUUAUUUGUUGCGUCAUAAUACACGAGUUAAUGCACAACUGUCGAAUUGGUCUGGCAGCAAAGGAUAAGCUUUUGAAAAUAUUUACAUAGCUGCUGCAGGGGGCUGUUAUGGAAUUAAACAACCCUCAGGUUUCCUCUUUCUCCUGAAACGUCUGUGCUAAUUUUGAUUGCUCAAGAAAUUGAAAUCAUAGCCCUCUUCAACCUUGGUGUGAAUAAUAACAAGUAUGUUCUCUUGUGGGUGAUUAUAUUAUGGUAGUAGAAUCGCAAAUCAGUUUUCCGUAAGCACCUCUAACUAACGAAGAUAGACAACACUGAUUUUGUCCAGCCGUCAAAUAAUCUAUGCCUUUCUGAUGAACUUCUUGCAUUGGCACCCCAUAAGUCAAAUAGCUUUGAAUUUCUUGCCAUCUUUCAUUGGUCUUCAAAUGACUGCAUCUUUCUAGAGAAAAUUUCUAUGUUUUUCACAAGUCAUUCAUCUCCAAAUUUCACCUUAUAAAACAAAAUAGGUAUCAUUUGUUUUAUGGUACUUACUCGCUUUGUUCUUGAACUGUCUGGUCAUGCUACAUGGUUUGGUAAUAUUCUUCUCUAUUGAGUUGUAGCUUGUAGGUGGGAUAUUCAUAUAGACUGGCUUCAGUAAUUAAGGUGAAUUUUUAAUUUUACUUCGCUUAUGUGUAGCACAGGUUGAUUUCAGACAGCUACAAUCUUGAUUUUGUCGAGCGAAAAUCAUUUAAAGUGCACGAAAUUAGCUUUAACAAAGUCAUGUGCUUAUUCACUCGACAAAAUCAUAUAGAGUGCACGAUUCUGUCACAAAAUGAGCAUUUCUCUUCUGUUUUUCUACUGAUUCCUUUGACUCUGUCUCUUCUAUAUCCGAUGGUCAUAUUUCUUCUUUUUAAAAAUUUCCAUCUUUCUCAAUUUGUGUCUCUCUAUUUGGUUUUUUCUUACUCUACUUCUUAAGAUUUGAUCCCUGCAUUUUGGAAGUAAUUACUUCUCUUUCUUCCUGUGUUGCUUCUGGGUUUAAAUAGGUCUAAGGAAUCACCAAUUGCUUUCUAGGUUUUAAUUGUUUUUCUUUGGCAGCUUCACUUUCAGUUUGCCUGUUAUGUGUUUGUGAAAUUGCAUGUCACAAAGGGAAAAGAAAAGAGUAAUUCAAAGUUGAGAGAAUUGCAUGAAAACGAAAUUACAGAGCUGAAUUAAAUUGAAUUGAAAAAAUGUUGUUUUCUUGACAAUUUAGUUAUUCGUAACUCAGCUAAUGCAUCAUCUUCUAGGGCUAGCAGUAUUUUUACGAAGCAGGAUUCUCCUGUUAUAAGAGGGCUCGUUGCUUUGUUGUGAAACAGGUUAGGUAAUUUUGUUGUCACAUAUAAAUAGUAUAGAA